GUGGCCACUCUCCUAUGGCGAUUACCUAAAAUGGCAAUCAGCUAAAUCAGAUUGAAAUUCACAUUAUGACGCAGCACAUAUAAAAGUAAAUUGCGAAAAAUUUGAUAUUGUGAAUGUUAAAUUCCUUUUGGAUACUCAACACACACAGUAAUUAUUGGAGUCAUUGACGUUCAAGCAUUGCAACAUUCAUCUAGUCAUUGGGCGACCUUCUGCCUCCGACGCACAAUUCUCAUCUGUGAUAAAUAAAAUUCGAUAAGAUAACGACCCGUCGCCAGGUAAUCCACAAUCGAACAGAACAAAAGCAGUGGCUACGAUUGGCGCAGGGGUUUCAUUACGCCAACGAAUUUCGAUCUGGAAGCAAGCAGUAAGCUCAACAUGGGUGAAGAAACUCCAGUUCAGGUUGCGGAACAAUCUUCCGAACAACCAACAGCGAUAGAGGAGCACCUUCAAGCGGAAGUGAUAAAUGAGGACGUUAAAACAACCGUUGAUGUCGAAGUUGUACCUCAUAGUGUGCAAACCAAUGAUACCGAGGAAACCAAUCAUGAAGCACAACCAGCGUUGAACUCAACGGUCGAAGUAACACCGGAAAUCACUCCGCAGGAUGCCACAGCUGCAAUUACUUAUGUGAAACGAGCAGAUGGAUUACCACAGUUCAUGUAUGAUGCAGUGGCGCGCAUCGCUCCUCAGGAAGGAUUUACUCCCAACCAGUUCGAAAUCAGCUUCGAAUCUGGAUCGGGCAAGGGUGAUGGUUUCGUGGGAGAAAUGUAUCGAGCCACCGUCACCGAAGGUGACCGAAAGCUAGUGCUUCUGUGUAAGAUUCCACCAAUCAACGAUGCACGUCGUCAGCAGUUCGAUUCGCUUUCGAUCUUCGAUCGUGAAGUUACAGCGUACUCAAGUUUGAUUCCAGCAAUGUAUGAAUUCCAACGUGAGAAGGGUAUUACCGAAGAAAUGGGCGUCGGUUUCUUCAAUGCGCCACACUGCUAUUCGUCUUAUAUAAAUAGAGCUACCGAGGAAUCUGUCAUAAUUAUGGAUGAUUUGCGUUUGAAAGGUUAUCGGAUGUGGAAUAAGUUGGUGCCAGUCAACUAUGAACAUGCUCGCUUACUGAUGAUACAGCUCGGAAGAUUACAUGCCGUAUCAUUUGCACUAAAAGAUCAACGACCAGAAGUAUUUGAACAAUUCAAAUUACCCGAUCCAUUAUCCACCAUGAUGGCAUUAAACGAUGGAUUUACAAUGAUGAUGAGUGCAUCGCUGGAUAAAGCUCUAAAUACUCUGGAACCUCACGAAGAGAAAGCGCGCCAAAAAAUAAGCAAACUUAAGGAAACUUUGCUUGAAGAUAUAGCGACUAUUACUAGUCCGGAAUAUUCCGAACCAUAUACUGUCCUAGGGCACGGCGAUUGUUGGAUAAACAACUUCAUCUUUUCGUAUAAACGUGGUGUACCCAAUGGCAUAGUUUUACUCGAUUGGCAACUCUGCCGUUACGUGUCACCAGUCCUAGAUCUACUGUAUUUCAUAUUCGGAUGCACAGAUGAAGCUUUUCGUCGACAACACUAUGACGAAAUGAUCCGCAUCUAUUACGACUCGCUGAAGCAACUGCUGGAGAAACUAGGUGGAGACGCAACCCGGCAAUUCCCAUAUACGGCCCUGUUGCGGCAGUUGAAGGCAUGCGGCAAAUUCGGAAUCCUGAUGGCAGUGUUCAUGGUGCCGAUGCUAUGCACGGAAAAUCAAGAUUUGCCGGACAUGGAUGAAACAGCGGAGAAGUUCAAGAGUACGCAGGAGUUUGACCCAUCGUUUAUCAUCAACGUUAAGUCCGAAGAUAAGUACAAGAGUCGAAUGGCUGCCGUCAUACGGGACGUAAUACGGUACGGGUACUUGUGAGGAAAGGGAAGGAGGAGAUAAGUAAAAGAAGCGAUAGAUGUGUAAUAUAAUAUUGAGUUGAGGGAUAAAUAAAAACGGAUGGGCUGUGUCAUUGAAAAUAGA
This is a messenger RNA of Armigeres subalbatus, 1977 nucleotides long. RefSeq lists its product as uncharacterized. The record is from RefSeq and is a predicted model, not a curated record. NCBI's taxonomy places the organism in Eukaryota, Metazoa, Arthropoda, Insecta, Diptera, Culicidae. The transcript has 2 exons. Bases 376 to 1875 code for a protein of 499 amino acids.